Dipodomys ordii (Ord's kangaroo rat) is the source of this 1889-nucleotide messenger RNA. It is a transcript of the gene Hspa14, whose product is annotated as heat shock 70kDa protein 14. The transcript has 14 exons. Gene Ontology annotation, biological process: cellular response to unfolded protein; protein refolding. NCBI's taxonomy places the organism in Eukaryota, Metazoa, Chordata, Mammalia, Rodentia, Heteromyidae. The record is from RefSeq and is a predicted model, not a curated record. Bases 237 to 1766 code for a protein of 509 amino acids. Gene Ontology annotation, molecular function: misfolded protein binding; heat shock protein binding; ATP-dependent protein folding chaperone. Gene Ontology annotation, cellular component: ribosome; cytoplasm.
GUGCGCACUACCGCUUGCGCGGGGCGGCGCACCACAGCUAUUCGCUGACUGCUCGUGAGAAAAGGCGGGACCUUCGCUCUGAUUGGCCGCCAUUCGGAAAAGCCGGCGCGGCGGACCGGAUGCAGUGGGCGGGCGGGAACGUGAAGUCUCCGCGGUGCCUGCUGGGGCUGCUCUGUGGCGUGUAGCUGUUGCUGCCGGGGACCCCUCGCUCACAGCCGCCGCGGUCCCGCCGCCUCAUGGCGGCCAUCGGAGUGCACCUGGGCUGCACGUCAGCCUGUGUGGCCGUGUACAAGGAUGGCCGUGCAGAUGUGGUUGCAAAUGAUGCAGGAGAUAGAGUUACCCCUGCUGUUGUAGCUUACUCCGAGAAUGAAGAGGUGGUUGGACUGGCUGCAAAACAAAGUAGAAUAAGAAAUAUUUCAAAUACAGUAGUGAAAGUAAAGCAGAUCCUGGGAAGAAGCUCCGACGAUCCACAAGCUCAGAAAUACAUCUCGGAAAGUAAAUGUUUAGUUGUUGAAAAAAAUGGGAAAUUGCGAUAUGAAAUAGAUACAGGAGAAGAAACUAAAUUUGUUAACCCAGAAGAUGUUGCCAGACUCAUAUUUAGUAAAAUGAAAGAGACGGCACAUUCUGUCUUGGGCUCAGAUGCAAAUGAUGUAGUUAUUACUGUUCCAUUUGAUUUUGGAGAAAAGCAGAAAAAUGCUCUUGGAGAAGCAGCAGGAGCUGCUGGAUUUAAUGUUUUACGACUAAUCCAUGAGCCAUCUGCAGCUCUUCUUGCUUAUGGAAUUGGACAAGAUUCUCCUGCCGGAAAAAGCAAUGUUUUGGUAUUUAAGCUUGGAGGCACAUCCUUAUCUCUCAGCAUUAUGGAAGUUAAUAGUGGAAUGUAUCGGGUUCUGUCAACAAACACUGAUGAUAAUAUCGGAGGUGCACAUUUCACAGAAACCCUAGCUCAGUAUCUGGCUUCUGAGUUCCAGAGAUCCUUCAAACACGAUGUGAGGAGAAAUGCCAGAGCCAUGAUGAAGUUGAUGAACAGCGCCGAGGUGGCAAAGCAUUCCCUGUCGACCUUAGGAAGUGCCAAUUGUUUCCUUGAUUCGUUAUAUGAAGGUCAGGAUUUUGACUGCAAUGUGUCCAGAGCACGAUUUGAACUCCUCUGUUCUCCGCUUUUCAAUAAGUGUAUAGAAGCAAUCCAAGAGCUCUUAGAUCAAAGUGGAUUCACAGCACAGAAUAUCAACAAGGUUGUACUUUGUGGAGGGUCUUCUCGAAUCCCAAAGCUCCAGCAGCUGAUUAAAGACCUUUUCCCAGCUGUGGAGCUUCUCAGUUCUAUCCCUCCAGAUGAGGUUAUCCCUAUUGGCGCAGCUCUGGAAGCAGGAAUUCUCAUUGGGAAAGAAAAUAUCUCAGUGGAAGACUCUCUUGUGAUUGAGUGUUCAGCCAAAGACAUCUUAGUGAAGGGUGUGGAUGAGUCAGGACUCAACAGAUUCACAGUACUGUUCCCAUCUGGGACACCUUUGCCAGCUCGAAGACAGCACACCUUACAAGCCCCUGGUGCUCUGUCAUCUGUUUGCCUUGAACUCUAUGAGUCUGAGGGGGAGAACACUGCAACAGAAGAAAGCAAGUUUGCACAGGUUGUUCUUCAGGAUUUAGAUAAAAAAGAAAAUGGAUUACGUGAUAUAUUAGCUGUUCUUACUAUGAAAAGGGAUGGAUCUUUACAUGUGACAUGCACAGAUCAAGAGACUGGGAAAUGUGAAGCAAUCACCGUUGAGGUUGCAUCUUAAUGUUUCAGAUAACUUUUGAGCUAUUCAUAUUAUUUGGUUUUAUGUAUAAGUGCUGACUAUAUUAAAAUACUUUUUCAAUGACCUGUAUAGCCAUUUUUCUAUUAAAAUACAAUAUAUUGGUAA